ACAUAAUUAUUGGUACAAUCAUGUGCCUAGUCUCAAUUUUCGGUUUGAUAAGUGCUGCCAAAAAAAGCAUUUACUGUCUCAAACUUUAUGCUGCAAUGAAUGUUAUGGUAAUUGGUGGAUUGAUCAUUACAACUUUAAUUGGUUUUUCAAGAUUUGAAGAUGCUGCUUCAAAAAGUAUAGAAGAAUUCAUUUCAGUUAAUUUCAAUAGUGAUAAAUAUAAUGAAAGAAAAACAAUGAUUGAUGAUUUGCAACAAUCCAUUAAGUGUUGCGGUAACACUGGCAUGGAAAAUUAUGAAUUUCUUCCAUCAUCCUGUUGUGUGCUGGAAGAUUGUCAUUCUGGAUUUGUUUAUGAAGGAUGUAACACUAAAAUUCUUGAAAUAGUGAAUGAAUACAGCCAGACAGAACUCUUUGAAAUUCAAAAAAUAUCAUUAAUCGUAAUUGCUGUCAUUGCUGGAGCUAUCGAGUUAUUUGGAGGCUUGCUUGCAUUCAGCAUCGUACAUUUCAGCAAAUCAACAAUAUUACAUGAAAAAUUAGAGAAUAGUUACGCUGGAAACUCUGGAAGAAUCUGGUGGUUAUCACACUAUUGA
Aphidius gifuensis is the source of this 587-nucleotide messenger RNA. Its product is annotated as tetraspanin-6-like. The record is from RefSeq and is a predicted model, not a curated record. The transcript is spliced from 4 exons. Bases 21 to 587 code for a protein of 188 amino acids. Gene Ontology annotation, cellular component: membrane. NCBI's taxonomy places the organism in Eukaryota, Metazoa, Arthropoda, Insecta, Hymenoptera, Braconidae.